CUGGAAGAAGCAAGAAAUUUGUAUAUCCACCUUUAUAAGUGGUACAACAUGCUAAACACGGUACAUAAGGUCCUUGUUCAUGGGUGUGAGAUAAUUGAUGCAUUUUAUACGAAUAAGGAUCUCAUGCGUGUUCUUUUACUUACUUCUGAUCCUUUUAUAUCCUCAAAAAGAAAGGUGAGCUCAAAAAAAUAUAAGAAAUGCAAAGAGGCAGUUCAGAACUAUUUAAAAAUGCAAGAAAAUGAUGAUUUAGGUAUUGACUUAGGUACAAUAACGAAUGACACAGCACCGAGCAAGAAAUCCUAUUCCGAUUAGAAUGAGUACAUUUGGUGUUAUUUUUUUUAAUAUAGUUUUAUUAUUAUUAUUAUUUCAUACAUUAC
Acanthoscelides obtectus is the source of this 377-nucleotide messenger RNA. The record is from the annotation of a GenBank genome assembly. Lineage: Eukaryota; Metazoa; Arthropoda; Insecta; Coleoptera; Chrysomelidae.